AUGUAUAGAUUAUUAAAUGUUAAUUUAGUUGUAGCUCAUAUACAAAGUGCAAUUACUUCAGUUUAUAAUUUAUUAAAAUUAUAUGAACGCGAGGGCAUUCUUUCGGUUCGUCCAGGCAUUCGAUUUCCUCAUUCUAAAAAUAUGCAAUGGGAUCCUAAUGCUGAAACUGAGUUAAUAUUUAUUUGUUAA
Meloidogyne enterolobii is the source of this 189-nucleotide messenger RNA. The record is from the annotation of a GenBank genome assembly. NCBI's taxonomy places the organism in Eukaryota, Metazoa, Nematoda, Chromadorea, Rhabditida, Meloidogynidae.